Cladophialophora immunda is the source of this 1375-nucleotide messenger RNA. RefSeq lists its product as uncharacterized. The record is from RefSeq and is a predicted model, not a curated record. Gene Ontology annotation, biological process: adiponectin-activated signaling pathway. NCBI's taxonomy places the organism in Eukaryota, Fungi, Ascomycota, Eurotiomycetes, Chaetothyriales, Herpotrichiellaceae. Bases 62 to 991 code for a protein of 309 amino acids. Gene Ontology annotation, molecular function: signaling receptor activity. The transcript has a single exon. Gene Ontology annotation, cellular component: plasma membrane.
CACCACAUACCACCCGAAUCAAUUCCUUUACAACAACAACAACUGCCCAGGUUCCUUGCAAAUGGUGAGACACGCAGCCCCAUCUCAACCGCCUGGUGUUGCGCCAGGCUGGCCCCCUGCCGACAAGCCAGACAACGAGGCGUACUGGCCCAUCAUCGCGACCAAAGAUCAGAUACCAGGAUGGCUUCGAGAUAACGAUUUUCUUGUCGGAGGGCAUCCAAUGCCAACAUACUCUUACAAGCGGUCCUUUCGCCUUUGGCGCUGCUUGCACAUGGAGACCAUGAACAUAUGGACUCAUAUUGUCGGAUCGGCGGCAUCUGUGGCCACGGGAUUCGCUGUGUAUGCCUAUUCUCAUCAAAGACCCACGACCCUCAAUGUCAGCGUGGGCGACCAAUUUGCCCUUGGCUCCUUGAUAACCGCCGCUACAAUUUGUUUCGGGCUCAGCACCGCAUUCCACACGCUUAGGAGCCAUUCCUACAACGUACACCACUUCUGGGGUAAGCUGGACAUUCUCGGCAUCUGCGUCCUAGCAGUCGGUGGAGGUGCAUCGUCAACGUAUUAUGCAUUUUAUUGCAACAAAACUGUCCAACACGUCUACUGGGCACUCAAUCUGUGUGCCGGAGUAGCUGCAGCCGUCACGCUCUUCGACACCGGUGGUGGGGGUAGCAAGAUGCGAACUCUGCGCGGCGGCGUUUUCUCUCUGCUUGUAACCUCGGCAAUGCUACCAAUAUUCCAUCGCGUGGGCUCCCUCGGUUGGACUGAAGCUUGCAGACAGAUUGGUGCGCAAUGGUACCUUGCCGAAUUACUGUCUUUGCUGCUUGGUGUUGGCUUGUUCGUUGGUCGAAUUCCCGAAAGGUUAAGUCCAGGCUCCUUCGACAUCUGGUGCCAUUCACAUCAACUGUUCCACACCUGCGCGGUCGCUGGUACCGCCUUCCACCUUGUUGCUCUUAUUACGGGGUUCAAAUACCGCCAGACGCAUCCACAUUGCUAAACCUGUGGAUUACUCAGUGUUCUGAACAGCGGCACCAGUGUUCUGAACAGUACGAGAUACGAGAGCAGUUUGAACAGCGCUUAAACGAAUGGGCCACGGGCCUAGCAAAACGAACCUAGUUCGCACCUGGAAACCUCAGCAUAAUAUCGAUUACUACUUCAACUGUCCUCAUUCGCCUGAUCAGCACCAAGGGCCUAUCUGAAUAGGUACCCUCACUGGGAUAAGGAUUCUGUGUGGGACCUUGCCGUCGAGGGCUGGAAUGGCCUAUCGCAGGCAACAAUCAACGCCUGGAUCGAGCAAAUGCCUCAGCGAUUGAAACAGUGAUUGACUCCAAAGGCCAAUCAGCAUCCUACUAGUUAAUGGCAGUUUUAUCUAGAUUAUGAC